Messenger RNA from Trypanosoma brucei brucei TREU927, 891 nucleotides. RefSeq lists its product as hypothetical. The record is from RefSeq and is a predicted model, not a curated record. The transcript has a single exon. Bases 1 to 891 code for a protein of 296 amino acids. NCBI's taxonomy places the organism in Eukaryota, Euglenozoa, Kinetoplastea, Trypanosomatida, Trypanosomatidae.
AUGGGGCAGGCGUUGACGGGCGUGAGUUGCAUAUAUUUUUCUCGGAUUUCAGCCCGCUGUGCAGCUUCUGAUGGUGUUUGCGUUCGCAGCGUUUCGUAUCGUCCACGGUGGGGUUAUUCAUUCCCAUUUAGAUCGAAAGGGUUUCGAGACUUCAUAUAUGCGAAUGAUGAUGGCGUUUUCGCUACGGCAUACACAUAUAGAAAUGAUGAAACUGGUAUCACUGUCACACUGAUACCGUUACGUCACUUUGCGCAUCCUCAAUUCUUUCACCAAGUGGAUUUGCUUUGUUGUCAGCAUCAGUCAGUGCUAAUGGAAGGCCGAACGCCCAUGUCUGGAGCACCAUAUUCAACAAUUGUGCCACCUCGUGAACUUUCUGCUGUUGUCAGACCCAAAGAACAUGAGGAUUCGGAAGGUUGGGAGCCGCGGGAAACGGAACUUUUUUGGCAGCCGUUUUCUUGGGGAGUCAGCAACUCGCCCAACUUCACUGUUGUUCAUGCUGCCGAUAAGUAUGACUAUGAGCGAAUACCGUGGUGGUUCUCCCUGCGGUUUAACUUACCAAUCGUGGGGAGCUUGGGCAGGGAAAAGCAUUGCAUAAACAUGAUAAACCAUCUUAAGACUCAAGGAUACAAAUCUUUUGCUAUUCCAUGGGGUGCUUCCCAUAUGCCUAUUUUUAACGAAAUCCUCAUAGACAAUGGUUUUGAGAAUGUUGGGAUGUGUUCGCUCGUCGUCGUCAGGCGCUGCGAUGGUGACAUAAGCGCGGGAGAGCACGAAAGAAUGUAUCGUUUGCAGAAGCGUCGUGAUAAUAUGGGCACAAUUGGCUGGUUAAUAGCUACAGUUUGUUCGUUAACUGUAUUGAGAAGCUUUGUCACAGUUGAUUAUACAAAGGGCUGA